ACGGAAAGAUAAAAAAAUCGAAAUUUGGACAUGUUUAUAUAUUAUUUAUUAUCUACUGUCCAGUAAAAUGUGACCCUUCAAAAUUUUUUUACAAACCUAAUUAAUCGCUUAAUAGAUACCUGCGGAAUCAAUUUUAGCUACAUCCAAUUAACGACCCAUCCAUCAACUUACCAAAAUCCGUUUCUACCUAUAUUCAUGGCGUCCCGCACAUUUACCGGAACUUAUUUUGAGUUCGUUUACCCUGCCACAUUUUCAUCUUCGGAUGAAGAUGUCAAAAGUCACCACCCUCAUUGCCCUCGCGACAUUGUGCUUCGUGUCGCUCCGCUUUCUGCAGGAUGACCCAUUUCCGUACGGAAAAGGGAAAGAAAUUGCCAACAAAACAACACUUCUGAGCAGAGCGACAGAAUUUUUGCCCAUUUCGGCAAAAAGCGCGUGGAGAUAUUCCUUCAUGCCGACGAUUAUUAUUCCAAUUUUGGUCCUUCUUUUCACCCCGGCGAGGUAUAUUUUCUACCCGAAAAAUGCGAUCGCCUUCGGUAUCACGUUUUUCCACUGUUUUUAUCCAACGAUCUUAUACUCCUCCAAAAUUUCUCGGCAUGCCCACCCCAUUGGAAUAUUAGUCUUCCUGGCAAUAUUUGUCGUCAACGUGGUUCACAAGUUUUACGUUUUCCACGGCAUUGCCAACGUCCUCACGCCGGAAUCAUUUACACUUCCGGUUUGCUGUGGAGCGGUAAUUAGUGCGUUUGGCGUGGCAGUGAACCAUUAUCACGACGCGAUUCUCACGGCACUGAGAGAUGAAGGGAAAGGAUAUCAAAUUCCGAUGGGAGGAUUGUUCACCUGGAUUUCCUGUCCCAAUUACUACAACCCACUAUUAGUAGCCCCUUGAUUUCGAGGGGCCUCAAGUUUUUGCCUACCUUGGUUAGAUCAAUGCUAAAUAUAGAUAUGCACCAGUGCAUGUAUGUACAUAUGCAUCUCUCUACAUAAAUAUGCAUACGGUAAUAGCGAGGGUUAAUCAGCCUUGACAAAAUCUACCAUUCAGAAACAAA
Molecule: messenger RNA, 1043 nt
Organism: Folsomia candida
Lineage: Eukaryota; Metazoa; Arthropoda; Collembola; Entomobryomorpha; Isotomidae
Product: steroid 5-alpha-reductase DET2
Exons: 2
Coding region: 263-883 (206 amino acids)
Biological process (GO): lipid metabolic process
Molecular function (GO): oxidoreductase activity, acting on the CH-CH group of donors
Source: RefSeq, a predicted model, not a curated record